AUGGAUGCGCCAGGAAGCAGUGGUCCGGAAGUGACUGACUAUAUCGACCACUCUAUGGUGGAGGCGGCCUUGAAGAGACAUUUCUCGUGUGACACCAUCACGGUGGAGUCCAUCGUGGUGGAGCCGGCGAACAAGGUCGGCGCCGGCUACAGCAGCCAGAUGUCCAGGGUGACGGUCGCCUUCAGGAAGGGCGAGAAAGAGGCGACUCAGCAGCUGCCGUUGAUCGUGAAGGCCGACCAUAGCAGAGUGGGGGCGCAGCAGCAGGUCCGUAAGUGGGACGUAUUCAAGACGGAGGCGCUGGUGCUGGGCGAGGUGAUGCCCAUAGCGCACGAGGCUCUGCGCCUGGUGGAGGGCGCAAUUUUCCGUCCACUGGUGGCCACGUGCCUGCACCACGGCACCACGCCCAGGGCCUUCCUCGUGCUGGACGACCUGGUGGCGGCCGGCUAUCGACUGGCAGACGCGGAUCGACCUCUCGACUACCAGCACUGCGAGGUGGUGAUGCGAGCGUACGCGCGCCUCCAUGCUGGUACAGCCUAUGUGCUCAGCAAGCUCCCUGACUGCGGUGCCCAACUCUAUGUCGAUUACUUCAGCGCUGAGGACAUGGAAUUUAUUCUGCGGCCGAUGAUGCAAAGUACGUUUUCCGCUGUUGCCGAUUUCGUGAAGAGAAUUCCUAGCUAUGAACACUGUGCAGACAAGUAUAUGGAGCUCACAGAUACAUUACUGCCACUGAUGAGAAAGACGUUGAAGAAAAAAGUACAAGAUACUAAGCUGAAGGUACUGGUUCAUGGUGACUGCUGGAAGAACAACAUGAUGUUCAAGUACUCGUCAGGGGAUGUUGUUGAUGUGCGGUUCGUCGAUUUUCAGAUGACACACGUGUCCAGCCCUGCCCGCGACCUGGCAUACUUCCUGUACGCGAACACCGGCCUGGAUGUGCACGAGCGCCUGCCUUCACUGCUGGAGACCUACCACACACAGCUACAGGCGUCGCUGCGCGCGCUGGGGAUGGCAGCUGCGGCGGACGCCUACCCGCUGGACGAACUGCUCAGGGACAUGGAGGACCUGAAGCAUUUCACCCUCUACACUUCCACCUUCUGUGGUUUCGUGGUCUCCUCGGAGCGCGUCGGAGACAAAUUCACGCGAGCUCUACAGGACUUAAAUUUUCAGCCAGACACAUUGUAUGGCGUGUAUGACAACGAAUACUCCCGACCAUAUAUGCAGUACAUUAUACGCCACUUCGAGAGUAAGGGGCUCCUGUGA
Schistocerca piceifrons (Central American locust) is the source of this 1257-nucleotide messenger RNA. RefSeq lists its product as uncharacterized. The transcript is spliced from 3 exons. Lineage: Eukaryota; Metazoa; Arthropoda; Insecta; Orthoptera; Acrididae. Bases 1 to 1257 code for a protein of 418 amino acids. The record is from RefSeq and is a predicted model, not a curated record.